Molecule: messenger RNA, 1471 nt
Organism: Lutzomyia longipalpis
Lineage: Eukaryota; Metazoa; Arthropoda; Insecta; Diptera; Psychodidae
Product: pharyngeal muscle protein 2-like
Exons: 3
Coding region: 164-1033 (289 amino acids)
Biological process (GO): positive regulation of translational elongation
Molecular function (GO): ribosome binding; RNA binding; translation elongation factor activity
Source: RefSeq, a predicted model, not a curated record
AUGUUCCGAACACUUUCUUUGUCUCAUCAUCACUUCUUUUAAUUGUUCGUCAAUGUGUAAUCGUGCUGCGCCUUUGAAAAUUUAUUAAAUCCCCUUUUAAGUGCUUUAAAAGUCAAUUUUAUAGUCUUUAAUCUAAGCUAGAAGAUUAGAGAAAUUCGCAAAAAUGGCUACAAUUGCCAAAAAUGUUUGUAUUAAGUCGCUAGAAGUUAACGAAUUUAUUGUAAUUAAAGACCAUCCCUAUAGAAUUUUGGAUAUGAUUGAGAAUGGCGAAAAUGAAAUAUUUCUUACUGCUAUGAAUCUUUUUACGGGGAAAUUUGUGGAGCGUUUCGUCAAUGCGAGAGAACGCUUUGAUGUGCCAAAUGUCUUUUUUGUACCGUACAAGUUGGCGUAUAUCAAUCCUGCCGGACGAUGCACCAUUCUGAAUCCUCAAGGAAAUGUAAAAGGAGGCUUGAAAAUCCCCAACAAUAACAUGGGGAAGCGGCUGAAGAAGGAAUUUUUUAAGUAUCAAGCAGAAGGAGGUACCAAUUUUGAAUUUAACAACUACUUCGAAGUUACAUUGGUUACGGCAGUAGGACAAAUGUGCGUCUGUGACUUUAGAAUUAGGGAUCCCAGAGAAGACGUCGAUACUUCAUUUCUCGACUAUACAGCGGCAUCAAGCGAGGAAGCACCUGAUGAACCAUCCGUGGACGUAUCCGAGGAUGAUCCUGAUGAUACCCUCAGGGAUGCACCUGAUAUACUACUGGAGGAUGAACCUGAGGAUGUAGCCGAGCAACUCCCACCGGAUGAACCCGAACAUAUGGCUGAAGAUGAACCAGAGGAAGCAGCUGAGCAGCAACCAGAGGAUAUAGCUGAGCAGCAACCAGAGGAUAUAGCUGAGCAGCAACCUGAGGAUAUAGCUGAGCAGCAACCAGAGGAUAUAGCUGAGCAGCAACCAGAGAAUAUAGCUGAGGAUGAACCCGAUAAUUCAUCCGAUGAUAUAACUGACUACCAAGCCGAGGAUAUAGUCGAGUAUCGCUCCGACGAUAUUUCAUAAUGCACGCACGUUUGUCCUCGUUAUUGAAAUAAAAAGUCUCAUGGGCAGUUUCAUUUAAAAAAAAAAAGCUCAUUCCACAUAUCAUGAGGACGUGCACCGACGCCCCUUUUUUGCCAUUCUAAAGAGGUGAGAGAUAGUAGUAUUGUUAAGUAAAUAAAGUCUACUAAAUGACUGUAUGUUUUUCACACAUUAAUGCAUCACAUUCGUUUAUUUUGCCGAUGUCACCCUGAGACCAUAAACAGUGCAUGCUCAUAGAAUUAUCUUUAUGCUCCACAUAACAUUAUUGUAGGUAUAUAGAUUGUAACCAUUGACAGGGGUGUGUCACCCUUAAAAAUAAUUCAAGAAAAAUGUAUUCAAAAACACGAAACAAAUUAUGUAAAAUUGAAUUGAACUGAAUGGUUUUCAAAAUAAUUAAUUAAAUGAUUUUACAAUAUUUCA